Molecule: messenger RNA, 1542 nt
Organism: Vespa velutina
Lineage: Eukaryota; Metazoa; Arthropoda; Insecta; Hymenoptera; Vespidae
Product: ADP-ribosylation factor-like protein 3
Exons: 4
Coding region: 180-881 (233 amino acids)
Molecular function (GO): GTPase activity; GTP binding
Source: RefSeq, a predicted model, not a curated record
GAACGCAUUUCACAAGGAUGAUUCGCGCGCGCACGUCGUUCACCGCAUGACAGACCGCGUGAAAUACAUGUCGAAGGUCGAAAGAGAGUUUGCGCGCGUUGACACGCGAAUAUAAUAGAGAAUUAGUGAAAAACGUGUCUGGUAUUUAUACUAGGAAGAAAAAAGAACCAAUAAAUAAUAUGUUUUCUAAUGAACGUAGAACGUUUUUUUGGGUUGGUUGUGCAUGUGUCGGAGCUUAUGUUGCUUACCGAUAUUGGAAAAAAAGAGAACUGAAGUCGAUCGACGAAGGUUUCGAUGAAGUUACUAAGAUCGAUGACAGUUAUGAAAGAAGGGUACUGUUACUUGGUUUAGAUGGUGCAGGUAAAACCUCUUUGAUGAAUCAAAUGUGUAUCAUCAAUGGUCAACCAGAACCUUAUAAAGCUCCUCCACUACCUACUCAAGGUUUUACUGUAUAUAGAUUAGAAAGUGGAUAUUAUACAUAUAAUGUUUGGGAAAUCGGAGGCGCUGAAAAUGAUAGAAAGUAUUGGUCUACCUUCUUACAAGAUACUGAUCUCUUGAUAUUUAUGGUAGAUGCAUCUGACACAAGUAAAUUAUCUCUUGCUGUUUCAACGCUUAAGCAAUUAUUAGGAGAUUCACGGAUGGAUACUGUACCAAUAUUAGUUAUUGCCAAUAAACAGGAUGCUUCUAAUGCACUAAGACCUGAUCAAGUAAAAGAAGCUUUAGAUUUACAAAGUAUUUCUCCACACAAACAUAAAGUAGAGGUGAUUGGGUGUCAAACGAGGCCUUUACCUGAUUUACACUCAGGAGCUACAGAAUAUACCUGGUAUCAUUUGUCUGUAAAUGCUAUUAGAAAGAAAGUAUUUUCUAUGGCUACUUCUUAAGAAAAAUUAAUAUUUUUAAAUUUAUUUAUUUUAUUUGUCCAAAGUUUGCACAAUUAAUCUAUAUAAACAAAAACAAAUAGUAUAUUAGAGAAAACAAAAAAUAUACUCUCUUUUUUUAUAAAAAAAAAAAAGGCUGCAAAACGCUUAACAAUGAUUAAACAGAUCUUGUUUUUAAAAUAUAAAGUAAAACAAUACAGUAUUGUCAUAUUGCUCUGAUGGGAUAUAUUCAUAUUUGUAUAAGUCAUGUAUAAUAUUUAUUGCAUUCCUUUAUUUUUUCAUUCUUUAUUAAGUAAAAUGUUUAAAUGUAAAUGUGUGAUAAAAAUUAAUUCUUAGUCGCGUAUAAUAAAUAUACAGAUUUCUAUACAAAAUCUCGUACUUUAUAGAAAUACAGAAAUUCUACAUUUGGUAGAAUAAAUAUUAUGUUGCAUUUUUCUUAGAUAAAUAUUCGUUAUAUUGUUCUGGAAUGCCUUUAAAAGUUUUUAUUUUAGCACGAAUUUGUUUCCAAGUUAACUGAUAAUAAUUCUUCUUAUCGCGUGCCAUAGCCUAGAUAAACAAUUUUCAUUUUAUAUUUUUUGACUUAUUCUUAUAAACAUUUGCAAUGAUGUAAUACAUACCUUAUAAUCUUCACCAUAUUUGUCUAAUAAAUAAGUGAUAAAAUGUA